Punica granatum (pomegranate) is the source of this 1301-nucleotide messenger RNA. NCBI's taxonomy places the organism in Eukaryota, Viridiplantae, Streptophyta, Magnoliopsida, Myrtales, Lythraceae. The record is from RefSeq and is a predicted model, not a curated record.
GAGCACAGCCCAAUCAUUCUCGUCGUCUUCUUGUACUUGUACCAUCCUGAUCCCAAUCUGCCUGCUCUCAGUCCCCCGUGACCCCGAGGAACUCCACACGAUGGGUACUGUUGAUCCGGACUACGUCCAGGCCGCCGAGCACCGGCCCGACCUCAACCCGGUUGUCACCGAAGGCAUUCCCUUGAUCGACCUCUCCCUCUCGGGCAACCGGACCUUGGAUGAGCUCGCUUCAGAGGUUGGCCAUGCGUGCAGGACCUGGGGGUUCUUUCAGGUGAUCAAUCAUGGGGUGCCACUGGAACUGCGGGUCCGGCUCGAGGCAGCGGCCAAAAAAUUCUAUGACCUGCCGAUGGAAGAGAAGAAGAAGGUGAAGAGAGACGAGGUGAACCCGAUGGGCUACCACGAUAGCGAGCACACAAAGAACGUGAAGGACUGGAAGGAGGUCUUUGAUUUCGUGGUGAAGGACCCGACGCUGAUCCCAGCUUCAUGUGAGCCCGAGGACAAGGAGCUCAGGAAGUUGAUCAAUCAAUGGCCUGAAUAUCCCCCGGAUUUCAGGGAGAUAUGCGAGGAGUAUGCAAGCGAAGUUGAUAAGCUUGCCUUCAGGUUACUAGAACUUAUCUCCCUGAGUCUGGGGCUACCAUCGGACCGAUUCCAUGGCUACUUCAAUGAUGAGCAGACGAGCUUCAUGAGGCUGAACCACUACCCUCCAUGUCCUGAUCCCACCCUAGCGCUCGGCGUUGGCCCGCACAAGGACGGUGGUGCCCUCACAGUACUUGCUCAGGACAGCGUUGGAGGGCUUCAAGUGAGGCGGUCUUCUGACGGGGCAUGGAUUCCCGUAAAGCCUGUUCCUGAUGCAUAUAUCAUCAAUCUCGGGAACGCAAUGCAGGUAUGGACCAAUGAUGCGUACAUAAGUGCAGAGCACAGGGUCAUAGUGAACUCACAGAAGGAGAGGUUCUCGAUCCCGUUCUUCUUCUUCCCGGGCCACCACGUCUUUGUUGAGCCGCUUGGAGAGCUCACCAGCGAGCAGAGCCCUCCCAAUUACCAGCCAUUCAACUGGGGCAAGUUCUUCGCCACUCGAAACCGUAGCGACUACAAGAAGCUGCAGGUCGAGAACAUCCAAAUCGAACACUUCAAGAAGGCCUGAGAUUAGUAGAUGAAAUAGCCAUGUAGAAACACGAGAUGGUAUGUUGUUAAUUAUGAAGGAUGCAGAUGAGUUUCCAUUAGUAACUGAGUGGCAGUCUUGUGUAAUAAACGUACAAUAAGUUUCCCUAAAUACCACCAUAUAGCUAUCAUAAUUCCCACUG